This is a messenger RNA of Synchiropus splendidus (mandarinfish), 1004 nucleotides long. RefSeq lists its product as uncharacterized. NCBI's taxonomy places the organism in Eukaryota, Metazoa, Chordata, Actinopteri, Syngnathiformes, Callionymidae. The coding region runs from base 186 to 992 and encodes 268 amino acids. The record is from RefSeq and is a predicted model, not a curated record. The transcript has 6 exons.
ACAACGUUAAACGUUCUUUUGAUGAAGCUGGUCAAAAAUGACGAGCGCGUAAGUCGUGUGCCGUCGGUGACUAUCAAACAUGGACGAGACUCGAUGACUAAAUGUAUGUUUUGGAGUUGACCUUUGACCGGUCACCUGGUACACCUCGCUCGUCGCGCAAGUAAACGUCACAUUCCGCUCCUAAAAUGAGGUGGUUAGAUCUGUUUGGUCGUGUUAAAUCAGUCGUCAUUGGAAUGGUCCACGUGAGAGCUCUGCCAGGUUCUCCUCUGAGUCAGAUGAGUGUCUCCCAAAUAAUAGAGGAAGCUUGCAAGGAGGCGGCAAUCUACCGUGACGCCGGGGUGGACGGCGUCAUGAUUGAGAACAUGCACGACGUGCCGUACACCGUCUCGGUGGGUCCGGAGGUCUGUGCCAGCAUGACGGCGGUGUGCGCCGCCGUGAGAAGCACGUGUCCGUCACUGCCUCUGGGGGUUCAGAUCCUGGCCUCUGCCAACCAGCAUGCCCUGGCGGUGGCUCUGGCCUCAGGUCUGGACUUCAUCCGAGCUGAGGGUUUCGUGUUCUCUCACGUUGCCGAUGAAGGCCUCCUCAAUGCGUGUGCUGGAGAUUUGCUCCGAUAUCGCAGGAGGAUCGGAGCGGAGCAUGUGCAGAUCUUCACCGACAUCAAAAAGAAACACAGCUCUCACGCCAUGACAGCAGACGUGAGCGUCGUGGAGACGGCUCAGGCGGCAGAGUUCUUCCUCUCUGACGGCGUCAUCAUCACUGGGACGGCGACCGGGCUGCAGGCCGACGUCUGUGAGCUCAGAGAUGUUUCCCAGUCAGUCCGGAUCCCAGUGCUCGUUGGUUCCGGAGUGACCCACGACAACGUAGAUCGGUACCUGGAAGCAAGUGGCGUGAUCGUGGGGUCUCACUUCAAGAAGGACGGCCAGUGGACCAACGCCGUGGACCCGGAACGUGUGAAGCGCUUCAUGGGGAGAGUUCACCAUCUCCGUCAAUGAACAAACUGAAAU